This is a messenger RNA of Ostertagia ostertagi, 1068 nucleotides long. The record is from the annotation of a GenBank genome assembly. Lineage: Eukaryota; Metazoa; Nematoda; Chromadorea; Rhabditida; Trichostrongylidae.
GUGAAACUACAAACAACUACCCCAAAGCCACGUCAAGAUGUUUACAAAUUGCUAAGAACACUGAAUUUGACUGAAGAGGAAACCGAUGAUUUCGUGAGCCACGUUGAAAAGGUAGUCCGUGAAGAACUGGUGAGGAAACUGGCGGAAACAAGGCUUAGUGCUCUGAACAACACGCGUGCACAUGACAACAACAAGACAACGUCCUUGUCGCCGAACAUUACUGUUGAAGCCACAACCGUAGCAGCUCAAAGAGAAGUGUUAGAUCGAGUAGAACCACCUUUGAGACGCACAAAAACGGACAAGGAGCUACUACUAUAUUUGCCUCGGAAGAAGGCCGAAACUGAAAUCAAGCAUCAUCCACCACGAGUUGAGGAGAAAGCCUCUGAGGACAAAACAGAUUCCGUCGAAGCCGAAAUUCUCACAUCUCAAAUGCAUAUUCCAAUCGAGGAAAAGCUGGUUGACGACAAAGGCGAAGACGAUUUCAGUUCGGAGGAGAGUGCCAAGAUUGAGGAAACGAUUCGUACCACGACGACUGAAACAACGAGCACGACGACUGUGGUUUCUCCAAAACCGCCUACAUCACAACCGACGAGGGCGCCGCCUACUCUUCGCAUCUGGGACGGCGUCAAUGGCAAUGCCGCUUAUGCUUCAGCCGAAAACACCCGCGCAGAGCGCAGCGGGUCUUACGGUGGAGCUGAUGCUGAUUUGUUGGGCAUAGGACUUGCCACCGGUGCUCCAUUAGACCUCGAAAAUGAAGGCGGUAGAGUAGUCCCUUACAGGAUACGAAAUAUUCCAAGAGCUUCGUCGCCGGAUUUGCCACCCGUAGCUGCAGUCCACAAUCAGCCACACGCUCGAAUGAAGAAUACAGUGAAGCCGAAGACGGCAUUCGAAAGGCUGGCAGUCGACUAUAAGGAGCGGUUGACAGGUGCAGGUGAUAUGGACAAAAUACUGAAGACGCUCUACUCAAAUGCCUACAUUGCGUUGGUUGACGCGAAGGAGGCACCAAACGUCCGCCUUCCCCUGAAUAUAAGACGAGCAGAGCUCCAAUACGCUCAACGGUUGCAAUAA